Messenger RNA from Leopardus geoffroyi (Geoffroy's cat), 2414 nucleotides. It is a transcript of the gene TRIM11, whose product is annotated as tripartite motif containing 11. The coding region runs from base 135 to 1541 and encodes 468 amino acids. The record is from RefSeq and is a predicted model, not a curated record. Gene Ontology annotation, molecular function: protein binding; zinc ion binding. The transcript is spliced from 6 exons. NCBI's taxonomy places the organism in Eukaryota, Metazoa, Chordata, Mammalia, Carnivora, Felidae.
UUCCGCCGCGGCGCCUCUUCCUCCGCGCGUCCCUGGAGUCCGCGCGUCUCCGAGUGCUACCCGGAGUCUCGGUGACGGAGGCCACACCGCCCGAGCCGGCGGAGAGCGCCGCCCAUCUCCGCCCGACCGGCGCCAUGGCCGCCCCCGACCUGUCCACCAACCUCCAGGAGGAGGCCACCUGCGCCAUCUGCCUUGACUACUUCACCGACCCCGUGAUGACCGACUGUGGCCACAACUUCUGCCGCGAGUGCAUCCGGCGCUGCUGGGGCCAGCCCGAAGGCCCGUACGCCUGCCCCGAGUGCCGCGAGCUGUCCCCGCAGAGGAACCUGCGGCCCAACCGCCCGCUCGCCAAGAUGGCCGAGAUGGCGCGGCGCCUGCACCCGCCGUCGCCCGUCCCGCAGGGCGUGUGCGCCGCGCACCGCGAGCCUCUGGCUGCCUUCUGCGGCGACGAGCUGCGCCUGCUGUGCGCCGCCUGCGAGCGCUCGGGGGAGCACUGGACGCACCGCGUGCGCCCGCUGCAGGACGCGGCCGACGACCUUAAGGGUAAGCUGGAGAAGUCCCUAGAGCAUCUGCGGAAGCAAAUGGAGGACGCGCUGCUGUUCCAGGCCCAGGCCGAGGAGACCUGUGCCUUGUGGCAGAAGAUGGUGGAGAGCCAGCGGCAGAACGUGCUGGCAGAGUUUGAGAGGCUGCGCCGGCUGCUGGCAGAGGAGGAGCAGCGGCUGCUGCAGAGGCUGGAGGAGGAGGAGCUGGAGGUCCUGCCCCCGCUGCGGGAGAGCGCUGCCCGCCUGGGUCAGCAGAGCGCGCAGCUGGCCGAGCUCAUCGCAGAGCUGGAGGGGCGCUGCCAGCUGCCUGCGCUGGGGCUGCUGCAGGACAUCAGGGACACCUUGCGCAGGGUCCAGGACGUGAAGCUGCAGCCGCCUGAGGUGGUGCCCAUGGAGAUGAGGACGGUGUGCAGGGUCCCGGGGCUGGUGGAGGCCUUGCGGAAGUUCCGAGGGGAUGUGACCCUGGAUCCUGACACCGCCAACCCCGAGCUGGUCCUGUCAGAGGACAGGAGGAGCGUGCGGCGGGGGGACCUGCGGCAGGCGCUGCCCGACAGUCCUGAGCGCUUCGACCCCGGGCCUUGCGUGCUGGGCCGGGAGGCCCUCACGUCAGGUCGUCAUUACUGGGAGGUGGAGGUGGGGGAGCGGGCCAGCUGGGCGCUGGGCGUCUGUAGGGAGACAGCCAACCGCAAGGAGAAGGGCGAGCUGUUUGCCGGCAAUGGCUUCUGGAUCCUGGUGUUCCUGGGCAGCUACUACAACUCAUCUGAGCGCGCCUUCGCCCCACUGCGCAACCCGCCGCGGCGCGUGGGCAUCUUUCUGGACUACGAGGCCGGGCACCUGUCCUUCUACAGCGCCACUGAUGGCUCCCUCUUGUAUGCCUUCCCUGAGACCCCCUUCUCGGGGACCCUGCGAGCCCUUUUCUCACCUCUGUCCAGCAGCCCCACGCCCAUGACCAUCUGCAGGCUGAAAGGUGGGCCCGGGGACGCGCUGGCUCCCCAGUGACGGGGGAGCCUCGUGGCUCCUCACCCUGGCUCCGGGAUCGGGGACUUCUGGCUACACAGGACCCUGGGUGGGUAGUGCUGUCCUCUGAGCCAGGGAGAUGCACACGGUGCCGUGCACAGAUGUGCGCACAGCGGAACUGAAGUGCGCUCGCUCCUGCAAGCGUGCGCUGGCAUGUGCGGGGCCAGCUGCGUUCUUUCCUGAGGGCCACAGGGCACUGAGACAUCCCCAGUCAUCAGCUCUGGUUUCAGAGCCCUACAGAGGUCUGGGGAGAGGCACCACGGCCUGUGGGACAUUCUCCGGCUGAAGCCUGAGCCCCCGACGGCCCUGGAGCUGCUGGCAGGAGGCCACUCCAAGCCUGCCACCCUGUGUCCAGGUCCCAUCCACUACAAGGCAGGGCAGAAUGGGCUUCAGAACAGCCAGGUACCGGGUGGUAUGCGGAGGUGGCCAGAGGAAGCUGGGAGCGCAGGUUAGGGGGCCGAGUGACCACGCCCCUCCCCCAAAUGCAGACCACUUGGGUCUUCCGGAAAAUGCCCUUCCCUGGCUCCCGGUCAGGUGCAGCAGAGGUUAGGGCCCCCGAGGUGAGCAGGCACAGGAGCCCACGGUCUCCCCUGGGCUGAGAACCACCAGCUAGACAGUCACCCUCUCGCUGAUCCCAGAACUCUGUGUACCCGGUCCAUAGGCAUCCCUGCCCUGCCUGGGGAAGGCUAGGCUCAGAGAGCCCCCCCCUUUCCUGCUAACAGUCUGGGAUUUGUCUUUGCUUUGUUCAGACUCUUGGUCACCCUGCUUAAAGGUGUGCUGCAAAUUCUUUGUACCCUAGAUUUUAUUUAUUGUAAGGACCGAUGUCACAGCAAAUAAAUUAACUGUUGUCUGUAA